AUGCCGCCGCGCCGCCGGGGAGCUUUGGGCUACCGCGGAGUCCACGUGCGUCCGUCCGGCACCUACUUCGCCGAGAUUCGGUCCGGUGACGUGCGCCUCGGCCUCGGAACCUUCGACACCGCUCAGGAGGGCGCCCGCGCGUACAACACUGCGGCGUGGCGCCCCCGGCGGUCCCGUUGGGACAUGAACUUCCCAGACAUGUUUUUCGCCGAGAGGAGAGUGGAGAGGGAGGAGAGGAGGGAGGAGCGAGCCGACUAUCGCGAGGACAGGCGAACGCGGAAGGCGGUCGCUAAAUUCAACAUCGCGCUAGGAGAUGCGUCGUCCUGGGACUCCAACAAUGAGCGGUUCCUUAACGCCUACGCUCAGACGUCGGAGGAGGACAUCACCGAGGCAGAGUCCGAGUCAGAGGAUGACGAGUAG
Aegilops tauschii subsp. strangulata is the source of this 420-nucleotide messenger RNA. NCBI's taxonomy places the organism in Eukaryota, Viridiplantae, Streptophyta, Magnoliopsida, Poales, Poaceae. The record is from RefSeq and is a predicted model, not a curated record.